AUGGCAUCGAGCAAGAAUUCAAACCCAAUCUCCUCGAACUCUCGCAACAAGUUGAAUGCUUUUCGCUACCAAGACGACGACUUGCCCCAGGACAAAAAAACUUCGAAAGAUGAGAGCAAAGAGGCCCACCGCAACAAGGAAAACCAAAGCUCGUGGUUAAAUGGAGUGGUGGACCAAAUGCAGAGAUCAACGGAUAAAAUUGAAAGACCCGAACAACUCGAGGCCGAAGCUCCGAAAGAAUCCAAACCAGUCAAAGACUGUCCUCAUACCCCCGGGAACCGAAUACCUCUGGCGGAUUUGAUCAGCAAUGCCGAAGACUCGUUCAAUCCCGCCCCAGGCCCGGAAGUGACGCCAGUUGACCAUGUUAUCUGGCAGCAUAUUCCGCCCAGCUCAAAUCCAGAUUCAUCUUCGCAGACACCAGCAAGUCGUCGGAGAAAACGACGCCAUAGCUCCUCGCCUCCAGGAUCUCCUUCGAAAGACAAAUCGAAGAAGGCUGAGAAGGAGCCACUCGAUUUGCAAUCAAUUCAAGCGCUGCUCAAGACACCCCAGCACGACCUCGCCACUGAGUUGUGGAACAAUUAUAUGGAUAAAAACAUAGUCGAGAACUCGGAGGAUCUUCCAGCACCACGCCUUGCCAAUCUCCUCUCCUCUUCCCCUCAAACCCCAAAAUCUGGGCGAACAAGUCGAGACUCUUCUGGCUUAAGAAGAUCCAUCAGUUGCGCUGCUGAAUGGCCAAGUUCGCGUGCGAAGAGAAGGCGAGUAGUACGGCAAGACACGAAUUCAGGCCGCGGGAUAUUCUCGCGCACAAACAGCAAUGUGCUGGAUUCGGGCAAUGGGAAAUCAUCCAGGAUCAAUUUCUUGCUCGAAAAAAUUGAAAGAAGUCUUAGACCAGCUCACCCAGCCGAUACUGGCCCACUCAACAUUUCCCCUUUACGACAACGUCUGGACGCCGAACGAUGCCGUUCAUCUUCUCCGAUUGCGGACAGAAAAGGUCAUGGAGAUACCAUUGCCGUCCAAGAAAGCUUUCCCGAAUCUGGAUGUAAAUCUGGCAUCAACUUAGCACCAAUUCAUGAAGCUUCUUCGUCAGAUUUUGGUGACGAUGUCCUGGACCAAGACUUCAUGGACUUGGCUGAUGCCUCAGAAGAUCCAUUUGUGGUGCCUCCAGCAAGUCGAACCAGUGUCAACGAAUUUGGCUCAUUUGGAUCCAGCUGGUCCAAGUUGGCAGCAGAAAAGGCAUUUUCAAGCCAUAUCACACGACCGUCAACUGCCGACAACAUCCCACGAGUUGUGGACACGAUAAAUAACGAAACGAAGCCCGAUGAUUCAGACGAUUUCGAUGACGACUACGGGGACUUUGAUGAUAUUCUCGCGGUGUGUGACACCAAAUCGGGAAAGAUGGAUUCAUAUCAACCGGUCACGGUGAAGCAAAAAUCUGUAAAGCAGCUGGAGCCGUCCCCCGUUGCCCCAAUCACCCAAGUUCCUGCCAAGUUGGACGCGAAAACAGAUGAUGUCGCAGAUGCUUUCUCUGAUGAUGAAUUCGACGAUGAUUUUGAUCUGGAUGCGAUUGAACAAUCCAUGAAGCAGACAGGUACAGAUGGAGCCUACAAUUUGCAAAAUCGCCAAGCCAUUAAGCGUUAUUCAAUCGUGGAUAUCGCUGAAAGUACGUAUGUCAAUUCAAAAGGACGCACGCAGCCUGAGCAAGUCCUUUCGGUUGAGGAUACAAAAACCAGAGCUCGCAAAGUCAUUGUACUACGUGAGACUUGGUUUGAUACCCCUUGCAACAAAGAUUCAACCCUUCAUUUAGUUGGGGAGUUUGACUCGUUUGGCCUAUGCGUUGUGGACAACGCCAAUCAUAUGGUCAUUCUCCAUCCUGAUCAUCUCAUAUCCGCCACGGUUGUGGCCGACUCAAUUGACUGCCAGCGACGAGCAGUCAUUCAAGACCGUAUCAAAGCUUUUUCUCAACUCGAAGCACCUCAGGUCUUCGGUAACAUCUUUCACGAGGUCUUUCAAGAAGCUUUGAAAGCCAAUUUGUGGGAUACUGGGUCUCUCAGGUCCUUGGUAGACGGCGUUCUUGAAAAACGAAUCGAAGACCUUUACGCAAUCCAAAUGGGUGUCCCUGAAGCCACUGAAAACGUGAUGAGCAAGAUUCCCACAGUGCAAGCAUGGGCCGAUGUCAUGCUCCACGCGAAACCGCAGUCCAACUCUAUGGUUGAGGACCGUCAAAAUGCAAAACUCAACCUGAGCAUUAGCAAGCUGCUCGAGGUAGAGGAGCACGUUUGGUCUCCAAUGUUUGGACUGAAAGGAAAUAUCGACGCCACAGUGGAAGUUUCAUGCAAUGGUGAAGAUGGCAAGAGAAAUCUUGUCGUUCCUUUAGAACUCAAAACUGGAAAACGAGAUACAAACCAGGGUCAUAGGGCGCAAACGGCUCUCUAUACCCUCCUGCUCUCGGACCGUUACGACAUUGACGUGACGUUUGGUCUAUUGUAUUAUCUUGAGCUCAACAAGACCAUGAGCAUUCGAGGAAUUCGACACGAGCUCCUUCAGAUGAUCCAAGUGCGUAAUCGCUUGGCAGUAUUUAUUCGCGAGAAGUUGGAGCUUCCCCCAAUGCUGAAGAGAGCCCGCAUGUGCAACAGGUGCUAUGCGAAAACCCCUUGUCUCAUCUAUCAUAAGCUGUUGGAGGGAGGCGAUGGUGAAACAAGUGGCAUGGGGGAAGAUUUCGAUGCAGUAACAAGCCACUUGACACAAAAAGAUCGCGAGUUCUUCAAUAAAUGGGAUGAGCUUCUGACCAAAGAGGAAGGAAACCUCACCAAGUUUCGACGAGAGCUAUGGACUCUACUGAGCAGUGAGCGCGAGUCUCUCGGCCGUUGCUUCGGAGACGUGGUCAUCGAUCCUCGGACGGCUUUUGAGGAUAAGAACGGAUCCAGGAUCAAUCGUUAUCGCUACACUUUUACCAAAAAGCAAGCUUCUCCGGGGUUUAGUUUCGCAGAUUCCCAGAUCACAGCUGGUGAGCCAAUCGUUGUUUCAGAUGAAAAAGGACAUUUCGCCCUUGCCAAUGGUUAUGUUAUCGAGGUUAGCAGGUUACACAUCACCGUUGGUGUCGAUCGAAGCCUACUUAACACCCGAUCACGAACCGCUGGGUUCCAUCCGGUCACAAAUCAGUCCUUUACUGGCAUCAUGGAAGUCGAGAAGGACGGGGAUUAUGUUCUUGAAAACCCUCUUGAUGAACGGCAGACAUACCGAAUCGACAAAGACGAAUUCAGCAAUGGCAUGGCCAAUAUUCGCAAUAAUCUUGUCUGCAUGAUGGACAAAGAGCUCGCUCAAUCAAAGCAUCUUAGACGCCUGAUUGUUCAGGGUGAAUCUCCUGUGUUCAAGCCCUCGUCAUCAGCAUACACCAUAGCUGAUCCUGGCAGCCUCAAUGUUGACCAGAAACAAGCAAUUGAGAAGGUGAUGAGUGCCAAGGACUAUGCUCUCAUCCUUGGAAUGCCAGGAACUGGCAAAACAACCACCAUUGCCCAUCUCAUUCGUGCACUUGUUGCGCAAGGCAAAAGUGUUCUGCUGACUUCCUAUACUCAUACUGCGGUUGACAAUAUCUUGCUUAAGAUUCGCGAUGACAAUAUUCGCAUUCUUCGUCUUGGUGCAGCCAGUAAGGUUCAUCCAGAGGUACAAGAAUUUGCAGAUUUAGCAGCAAUCCCCAAAUCGACUAUUGAGGAGCUCAAAGAAUCUUACGAAAAACCACAAGUGGUGGCAGCAACGUGCCUGGGAGUGAAUCACCAAAUUUUCAACCAGCGUAUCUUUGAUUAUUGUAUUGUCGAUGAGGCCUCGCAGAUCACUCUUCCCGUGUGCGUAGGCCCUAUCCGCAUGGCAAGAUGUUUUGUCCUUGUCGGUGAUCACUAUCAACUCCCACCCCUCGUCCAAAGCAAAGCUGCGGCUGAAGGUGGACUUGAUGUCAGUCUCUUUAAGCUGCUGUCUGAUUCCCAACCCGACUCAGUCGUCAACCUGGAGCAUCAGUACCGCAUGUGUGAGGAUGUUAUGCUACUCUCAAACACACUAAUUUACUCUGGCCGUCUCAAAUGUGGCACACCAGGAGUAGCAGCCCGUUCACUUGAAAUCCCGAAAAUUUCCGCACUCGAACAAUUUCAUUCAGAUGGAGCUUAUUCCUCCAAAUUUGAACACCAGCAAACAGUGUGCCAAGGCUCAAGUCACGGCAGCUGUUGGCUAAAUGACUUGUUGGUGCCAUCAGCAAAAACACUGCUGGUCAACACCGACCCUCUUGGCCCUGCGGCUCUCGAGACUUUGCAAGGACAACGAGUCAUCAACUCUAUGGAAGCUAUCCUAUGUACGCAGCUUGUCGAGGCUUUCAUUGCAUGUGGUAUACCAGCACGGAACAUCGGUGUUAUCACCUUCUACCGCAGCCAGCUUGCUCUCCUUCGCCAUAGUCUUCGCCGCCAUGCUCCAGAGCUCGAGAUGCACACUACGGACAAAUUCCAGGGUCGCGAUAAAGAGAUCGUGAUCCUUAGUUGCGUCCGCAGUAACUCGGAAAACCACGUUGGUGAACUUAUGCGUGACUGGCGUCGCGUCAACGUUGCCUUCACUCGUGCACGCACCAAGCUCCUUGUUGUCGGCAGUAGAUCCACUAUGCGCGAUGGCAACGAGCUUCUUCACAAAUAUGUUCGGCUGGUUGAAAGCAAGGGUUGGGUCUACAAUCUACCGCCAAAUGCUACCGAGAAUCACAUUUUCCAGCCUGACACGUUAGAAUCUUCGGGAAUGCCCCUUACGUCUCCCAAAAUCGCCAAGACACCCGCUGGGGUAAAAAAGAACAGAAGUCCUACUGUCAAGAGUGAACCCCGGUCUCGUGAGCCACUGAGUCCUCUCGGCUCUAGACAACCUGCUUCGAAUCUUCGAGUGCCUGAAAAGAAAGGGGCAAAGAUUCUGAAUGGAAACGCAAUCCUGGGAAACAGACCCAUUCUUCGAGAUAUUGUGAAUGACAUUACUGGCUGA
Molecule: messenger RNA, 4998 nt
Organism: Penicillium verhagenii
Lineage: Eukaryota; Fungi; Ascomycota; Eurotiomycetes; Eurotiales; Aspergillaceae
Product: bifunctional ATP-dependent DNA helicase/ssDNA endodeoxyribonuclease DNA2
Exons: 5
Coding region: 1-4998 (1665 amino acids)
Biological process (GO): replication fork reversal
Cellular component (GO): cytoplasm
Molecular function (GO): single-stranded DNA helicase activity; 5'-flap endonuclease activity
Source: RefSeq, a predicted model, not a curated record